Molecule: messenger RNA, 1098 nt
Organism: Trichophyton benhamiae CBS 112371
Lineage: Eukaryota; Fungi; Ascomycota; Eurotiomycetes; Onygenales; Arthrodermataceae
Exons: 3
Coding region: 1-1098 (365 amino acids)
Source: RefSeq, a predicted model, not a curated record
AUGUCCUUAGCCUCGUCUGCACCUCCGCGGCCUGCUCUUCUCAACAAGACGACAAACGCGCUGCUGUCGCCUCGAAAGCACAACUCAGAGUCGAGUAUGGGCAGUGACGAUAAUGUUAGUAAGCAGGUGACUAGGAACCAUACCCCAUCGUCUCCUAUCCAACUUGUUGGGAAGAAACGGAGUAUAGACCAGGUCGAUGUAGACCAGCAUAGACCUAGCACCGCCGCCAGUUCGUUUAAUAGCCAGAAUAGGAGGGAGGACGAGUUUUAUAUCUACGAUGAGAGCACACAUUCUAGUAUGGAUAUUGAUAAAGAAACAUCCUUCUUGCAGUAUUCUUCACAUAAUAAAGCCUCUGAUAGUCAAGAGCAAGCUGCUGAGAAAGGAUGCUCACAGGAAAGCACUAGUAUCUCAUCGCUCCUUAAUUUGAGCUUUGAGUCUGAGGGUGGCAAUUAUAGUAACAAUAGGAAUAUUAAUAAUGCUAAACGGAACUCCCCGUUAAGCUCGCCUAAUCCCCCACAAAAAGCUACAAGAGACCAAACAAUAUCUUCUUCCUCCUCUAUACCCACCGACCCAGAGGCAAGGAAACUAUUUAUCCAACAGAAAGCCGGGUUACUCCGAGAAAAGGUCCAAAUAGCCAUGAAAAAUAUUAGGGAUCACAGCGAAAUGGACCGCCGCAUCAAGGAGCUCCAAGCUUUGUGCCACCAGACAUGGAAUACUGCAAAUCAACAAGCAACCUCUUCUUCAUCUCGUUCCGAAACGCGCUCUGAUUUGGCUUCAGGGGUGCAAGAAGGCCCUUCUGCAGCUUCGCUUGGCCAGAAAAAUGAUCAGAAGAACGGGGGCUAUGCUGCCACUCCAACACAGCAGAACAUGAACCAGCAGCCCCAAGUUCCCUUGCCUAGUCAACCAGCAGGCAACAAUCCGCCAGUUCAACCACAAAGUGUCAACAACGCACCAACUGUUCCUGUUAUUCAAAAAGAAAAAACUACAGUCGAUAGAAAGGCGCUCAGAGUUAACCAUGAGAUCGCGGUAGAUGGACUUUUGAAGCUUAUGAAGACCACCUCUGAGUAUGAUGCACUAGAUGAGUGGACUGGUCCAUAA